GUUUGUGUCACAGAGAAGGAAGUUAAAUGUCCAGAAUGGACACCUUCCCAAAGUGUUCAGUCUGUCAGCAGCAGUUUACCCUGAAGGGUCCAGUCCCCUACUUACUGCCCUGUCUACACCCUGUUUGUGAGACGUGUGUGACAUCUGCAGCUGGCGGUGUGAUAUCAUGCUCUACAUGUCAGAGGGAGGUCAACCUCACAGACACAAACCUUCAGAAGGAUGCAGUGAGACAGAAGGAGAUAUUCCACCUGACAGUCAAACAUCACGCAACAGAGCUCCUCUGUACAAAUGAUGAUGACGGGAACCAAGCUGUGUGUUGGUGUCAGGAGUGUGAAGAGUUCCUCUGUGAAUACUGCCAGAACAUGCACAGCAGCAUCAAACUUACCAGGAAACAUGUACUUCAAAACUUCAGUGACAUGGCACCGACUGCUUCGAAUAUUCCAGCCUUCUGCAGUAUCCAUAAACACCAUCUCCUUUAUCUGUUUGAUAAAAGCUGCAAAAAGUUAAUCUGUGGGAAAUGUAGGUUUGAUGUCCACGCAGACCGUGAAGUUGUGGAGUUGGACGUGGCUGCUGAUACUGUAACAAAACAGUUGAACCAUCAUACGGAUGAGCUAUCAACGUUACAGGCUCGCCAGCAAUCACACAUGCAGAGCAUCAGACAGGGAACUGAAUCCACCGACAGAACAAACGACUCUUUGAUAGAAACUAUUUGCCACACAUUCCAAUCUCUGAGAUCACAACUUGACCAAAGAGAGAAGGAACUUCUGAUCGAUCUUGAAAGUCAGACGAAGGAGACCAAGGCAACUCUAUAUGCUCAACUCACCACCUGUGAAGAAAAAUGGAAGACAUGCACUGGGCUUUUAGACUACAUCGCCAAAGUCCUCCUCUAUGCUUCAAAGUCAGACCUCGUGGAACUGGAGAGUUAUGUAGAGGACAUAACUCGGAACUAUCUAGAAACUGCUGCGCCUCAAACACAUGUCGUACCUACAGCUGUCUUCAACACUAACAGCUUGUCAACACUGAAAUCAAACAUAUCAGUGUUUGGUGCCAUUUUGCCAAGGGGAGUGGAUGAGGAAUCUGUGAAAGACAAGGAUACUCAGACUGACGCUGAUGUUAUGGCAGACUUGGAAAUGAAACACAAAAUGGACCUAACAGAGCUGAAGACGAAAAUUGGUUCAGACGAGAAACAUAUGCAGGGCCUCAAAACACUUACAGACAAGCUCAAUGCUGAAAUCAAAAGCUUGAAAUCGUGCAUUGACGAGAAGGAAACCUCAGAGAAGAGAGCCUCUAAAACCAUCGAUGUCUUACUUGGUGUGGCCACAGAUUGCGGUGUUCAUCUGCUGAAGUCAGAAGUUGUAGACAGAUCUAUGGUGCUGAAGUGUAUACAUCUGAAGUAUGACAAAGACAGAGUCAAUCUCGACUUGGUCCACAUCAACACAGAAGGAGACCUGGUCAACAGGAAGUCGGACACCAGACCUGCAGGGGAGGGGAGACUGAAGAAGUACUGGGGCACAUGUAGCACUGCCCCCCUCCCCCGGGCUGGCUGUCCCCAGUACUGGGAGAUGAAGUCUAGGGUCAGUCUGGACAAACCACUCACAGAGGCCGACCUCAUCCUGGAGGUGGGUGUAUGCAGGGAGGAGCAGAGGGACGUGUCUCAUCAUCUAGGUGGACAACCCAGCUCCUGCAGCAUGCUGGUCGCCGACUGUCGUACACACGGCGGGAUAUGCAGUAGGACAUGUAAGGAGGGGAAGCAUGUGCUGUGUCGGCCUGACACUCUCCCCAACACAGCAGGGGCAUCACACACACUACAUUACGGCGUUGUCUAUGAUGACACCAGGAAGAAGAUUGCUUUCAGUGAUGUGAAGGAGAACAAAGUGAUGUCGACGUUAGACAAUGUAGACUCUAGGCUGCCACUGUGGCCGAUGUUCGGGGUGUAUAUGCCCUCAUCGGGUAAUGUCAGCAUGACACUUGUAGUGGGCAGCGACAUCAACAUGACAGAGGAGAAGAAAGCCAUGAUUGUUAAGGCGCUGUCGUGAUGGUGACAAUGAUUGUUAAGGCGCUGUCGUGAUGGUGACAAUGAUUGUCAAGGCGUUGUCGUGAUGGUGACAAUGAUUGUUAAGGCGUUUUCGUGAUGGUGUCAAUGAUUGUUAAGGCGUUGUCGUGAUGGAGACAAUGAUUGUCAAGGCGUUGUCGUGAUGGUGACAAUGAUUGUUAAGGCGCCAUCGUGAUGGUGUCAAUGAUUGUCAAGGCGUUAUCGUGAUGGUAACACUGAUUGUCAAGUCGAUGUCGUGAUGGUGACAAUGAUUGUCAAGGGCUGUAGUGAUGGUGACAAUGAUUGUCAAGACGCUGUCGUGAUGGUGACAAUGAUUGUCAAGGCACUGUCGUGAUGGUGACAAUGAUCGUGAUAUGAACACACAGAAUUUGUUGCAGACACUCACUGCUCACAACCAACUACAUGACUUUAACAUGUCUUCUCUGUGAAAGGUGUUCAUCUUCGUGUGUACAAAUAUCACACAGUAAACAGUGUAGUGUGUACACAACACAAAACCAGAAGUUUAACUUAUGAUCUCCAACACCUAUCAACUAUAACCCCCCGAAUCUGUAAUCUUGAUGUGAUAUGUGUAAAUGUAUAUAACAUUUAGAUAAAAGGUAAAACGUU
Molecule: messenger RNA, 2659 nt
Organism: Haliotis rufescens (red abalone)
Lineage: Eukaryota; Metazoa; Mollusca; Gastropoda; Lepetellida; Haliotidae
Product: probable RING finger protein 207 homolog
Exons: 7
Coding region: 27-2036 (669 amino acids)
Molecular function (GO): zinc ion binding
Source: RefSeq, a predicted model, not a curated record